This is a messenger RNA of Hirsutella rhossiliensis, 648 nucleotides long. RefSeq lists its product as uncharacterized. NCBI's taxonomy places the organism in Eukaryota, Fungi, Ascomycota, Sordariomycetes, Hypocreales, Ophiocordycipitaceae. Bases 1 to 648 code for a protein of 215 amino acids. The transcript has a single exon. The record is from RefSeq and is a predicted model, not a curated record.
AUGCAAAGGAGCGACUAUAUUCUCUAUGUCCGGCCUAGAGAUGAUCACCUUAACGACGCGCUCUGCCUGCUGGCCAAGUUCGACGAUACGCCUGCUCCGGUCACAUAUAGUCUCGUCAACGGCGACGGCAUCGCCGAACGCUCUCUAGACGAGGUCGUUUUAUUGUUGGCGCACGUCCUAUCACUUAUAUUCGGCCGGCAAAUCGAGCACGCCGCCUUUACUUACCUCCACAAACAUCUGCCUAAGCCUAGGGAUAUCUCGACCGAAACUAUAGGCCACUUUGUGGAGCAGCUCUUUGCGCUCCGGUGGCGCAUAGGCCUCGAUAGCCGCCGCCGGAUCGGCCUAUACUUACUUGGACGCCAGAGGGAGGCCAGCGUACUCUUGUCGCGCAUCGAGAGAGACAGGAGCCUCUGCAAGAAACUCUACUUUUGCCUCUACCACGCACGUCAGAAUCCUAGGUGGAGGCGCCCGGGGGUCGACGAAGCCGCCUUUGGUGAUAGGCUCCACUGGUAUGCGGGCACACGACAAGCCGUCAGCGAGACGCUCUAUCAAGUAGACAGCCUCAAGGCUUUUGCCGAUUGGAUGCGUCGUGGCGAGGAGCUGAUUGAAGAGGCGGGGCUCCAGGAGCAGGAUGCUUGUAACUUCUAG